Messenger RNA from Diaporthe batatas, 1446 nucleotides. RefSeq lists its product as uncharacterized. Gene Ontology annotation, molecular function: RNA polymerase II complex binding; chromatin binding. The coding region runs from base 1 to 1446 and encodes 481 amino acids. Gene Ontology annotation, biological process: transcription elongation by RNA polymerase II. The record is from RefSeq and is a predicted model, not a curated record. Lineage: Eukaryota; Fungi; Ascomycota; Sordariomycetes; Diaporthales; Diaporthaceae. The transcript is spliced from 2 exons. Gene Ontology annotation, cellular component: Cdc73/Paf1 complex.
AUGUCGUCCUCACAGUCUUCACACGCUCGCCAAGACUUCAUCGCGAGGAUCAGAUAUUCCAAUGCUCUUCCGCCGCCGCCAAAUCCUCCCAAGCUCCUCGACAUUCCAAACACUGGCCUCGCGAGCGGGCAGUACACGACACCAGGCUUCGCUUCUCGCCUGGCGCGAGAGCAGCCGCUGAACAUUGAGGCAGAUGCAGAGCUUGGGAUGCCUUUGGACCUGGUGGGCAUGCCAGGUGUCUUCGACGGCGAUGAGAGCUCGAUCCAAGCACCGCCGCAGCCCCCGCAAGUCCACCCCCACGACCGAGCCUUGUUGCGACCGCUGGCCACCCUCGGCAAGCCCAAGGUCGCCGGUGCUGCUGUCUCUUUCCUCCGUCGUACCGAGUACAUUUCCAAUGCAAACACCACAACGAAAUCCAGCCCAUUCCGUCAAGCUCCAAAGAGCGCCACCCAGCGGCCACUCAAGCGGAAAUCUCCGGAGCCCGACAUCGGAACACCGGCCUACGUAAAGCGCAAGAUUGAGAAGGGCUUUGAGGCAGCGCAGGAGAACCUGAAGGACAAGAGCCGGAUACGACACCCGACCAAGCCUCCGGUGAACAAGUUCAGGAACCUCAGGGUGGUCGAGGCCUACCCUGUCCUGCCCGACCUCGACGCGUUCCCGGACUCUGGCGCCUAUGUCACAUACAAGUUUGCGCAUCCCCCCAUACCCAAGGAUGGGACUUAUGACAGGCGCCUCCUCAACAGUAUAUUGAAAUACAACCGGUCGCCAGAGGAGGAAGAGGCCUACAACGCAGCGGUAGAGGCGCACAAUCGCGACCCGGAGAACUUUCCCAAACCGCCAAACCAGCAGCCGUACAACUUCUACCUUGCCGACAAGGUUAAGCACGUCGACAUGUUCCGCAAGAGAUUCGAUUUGCGCAACCCCGACCGCGACGACGAGAGCCUGAAUCCGGAGACCAAGGCUGACAGCGGUAAACCGGCAUUCGAAUACAACUACGCACGCACAUACAACGCUGUCGUGGAGAGCGAGCUGGAUCACGACACCAAGUACAGCGAGGAGUUGGUGUUCGGCAUUGACCCAGUCACGAAGGUGGCGUGGUACUACCCAUCCAUGCAGCGUAUGAAGCUGGAGCCUCCGCGAAGAAUUCACAACCAGUUCAAGCGCGAGAAGAACGAGGUUGAUGAGAUUGAUGUUGUCCCCGAGGACCCUUCAGACGAGUGGCGUCUCCGCAUGGACAUGUGCAAGGCUAACCCCCUUGUCGGACCGGACCCGCCACAAGAGGACGAAGGUGAUCAUGACGUUGAGGCGGACGAGGCCGUGUCGCACGAUGGAGACGGCGGUCGACGAGAUGACAGCGAGGAACCUGCGGCCGCAAACGGGCGGGACUACAGCGAGGAGCCUAGGAAUGAGAGUGAGCAGGAUGCAGAAGGAGAUGAAGAGGAGUAA